Molecule: messenger RNA, 711 nt
Organism: Lentinula edodes (shiitake mushroom)
Lineage: Eukaryota; Fungi; Basidiomycota; Agaricomycetes; Agaricales; Omphalotaceae
Exons: 2
Source: RefSeq, a predicted model, not a curated record
UUUUCAGUUGACGGUAUUCCCAGCGCGGCUGAGACCGCUCAAGCCACGUACAUUCGCGUGCUCAAUGAGGAUGGUACUUCCAUCUCGUUCGGAAAAAUACUUUCUGGUGGUGAUUCCGGUGAUGUUGGUGACAAGGUCAAAACCAUCGUGUGUUUCAUACGACACUUUCUAUGCCCGAUGUGUCAGGAUUACAUGUAUUCGAUCGGACGAAACAUAGACCCAGUGGCACUUGAGCGGGCAGGACUUCGGUUGGUGAUUGUGGGCAACGGAGGUUGGCAAAUGAUCAAGAGCUAUCGCCGUAUUUUCAAACUCCCGUACGCAGUCUAUACUGACCCUACUGCAACGUUAUAUACUGCGCUUGGGAUGACGUUGCGUACGCUCGAUGCGGGUCCGAAAAUAUCAUCAGCGUCUUCUUCCUCUUCGACCAUUUCCAUUUCCCCUACCUCCUCCUCCUCUUCCCUGCCCGACUCGACUGAGAUUCGUCCCGAGACGUAUGUUCGGCACAAAUCCCUUCUCUCUGGUGUUUCCCUCGUUCUGCGUAACGCCGUCAAAGCCCGCAUGCCCAUCUGGCGGUAUAUGGGCGAUAAGGCACUUCUCGGAGGCGAAUUCGUGUUUGAGAAAGUGCCAGGGAAGGAUAUAUCUUGCGUGUGGGCUCAUCGCAUGCGCUACACCACGGCUCAUGAAGAGAUCAAAAGUGUCGUUGGAGAAGCU